Molecule: messenger RNA, 1056 nt
Organism: Vigna angularis (adzuki bean)
Lineage: Eukaryota; Viridiplantae; Streptophyta; Magnoliopsida; Fabales; Fabaceae
Exons: 4
Coding region: 384-905 (173 amino acids)
Source: RefSeq, a predicted model, not a curated record
UCAGCUUCAGAGGCCGACGCAUAACACAAGUUGAAACCAAAUAGCACACAGACACGCAAGCAACUCUGAUCAAUUGUUCUAAAUAUCUGGUGGGGGUGUCGUGUUACCGGGCCUGUGACCAUGGUUUUGAUUAGUGGCAACAAGAGAAUGUGGAGUACUUUUUAUAGGUUGUCUAAGAAGUUGUGAGUGGAUUAAAGAAGCCAAGCUUGCUUUUGCUAAUGUGCCAUUUAUGCUGGUGUCAAAUGUCUACACCUUUUGGUUGGAGAAUAAUCUUAAAAUCUGUUCGGUUAUUUCUUGCGGUUGCCAAUUUGGUGAACUAAAGUACUCUUGUAGGGUUCUUUUUGGUUCUCAGUUCAGUUAAUGGUUAUUAUGGAGUGCUGUCAAUGUUGCUCAAUGUCUUGCAACAAACAAAUGAUGAGAGGGCCAAAGCACAAGGUAUUACAGUGCUGCAAAAUUCGCAGCAGCAAGGAAACAAGAAUGUGGAUAGUGCACGGACGCAGAAUGUGGCCAAUGCUGGCUUGACCAAAGCAAUGACAACAAUGGAUGAAUUCAAGUCUGGAUUUCCGUCAGAAGGCUUAUCAGCCACUUCAAAUAAAUGGUGGGGUAAUAGGGACCAUGAUGAUUGUGCAGGCACUAGUGCCAAUGGAGCCAAGACUCAACCUGAGGAGAAAGCAGGGGAAGCCAAGAUGGUACAUGAUGAAACAGCAAAAGCUGGAAACAGUGAAACUCCUCAUGGUUCAUCUUUAUUGACCGCUGUGAGGAAAAGGGUUGUUGAUGAAGGAAGAGAAGCAUUGAAAUUAGGAGUUUUUCGGGGAUAUGGCAUAAACAAGCUAAGCAAAAGGGAGAAAAUACUGCUUCACCAAAUAUUCAGAUCUUCACUGCCAAAGUCAUGGAUGGAAACAUGAUUUUAGUAGUUUAGAGACAUUGUCAUUCUGCACAGCUCAAUACUAUUUCUGAUUUAAUGAGAGUUCGUUUUCUUUCCCUGGUUUUUCUGGUUUUUCCAUUGGAAUGUUAUGUGGAGCUAAUUUCAUGGGGGAGGUCAAGAUAUGUUUUUUG